GUGCAAAUGGUUAUGAACAUAACCUUCAGGGGGCAAGAAAUAAUUCUCCUUCUCUGCCGUCUCCGAGAGGGAUUGGUAAAGCGAAAGAGCCAGGGUUUCCCGUAAAGAAAAGAGCCAGGCCGAAGUCCUUUUGGCCGCCCCUCUACCAGCCGCCGUUCAGUUUAAGGUGAUCGUCGUCUGCGAUUCGGCUUCUGCUUCGUGAAAUUGCUUCCGGAAGCUGAAAUGGCGGACAAAGGCGAGGACCUGCCGAGAGAUGCUAGGAUCGUGAAAUCGCUUCUGGAAUCAAUGGGCGUCGAGGAGUACCAGCCCCGCGUCGUACACCAGUUCCUAGAGCUGUGGUACGGCUACGUCGUCGACUUGCUGUCGGACGCGCAGGUCUACUCGGAGCACGCCGGCAAGGACGGAAUCGAUUGCGACGACGUUAAGCUCGCCAUCCACUCUAAAGCCAAUUUCAGCUUCUCCCAGCCUCCUCCGAGAGAGGUGUUAAUGGAGCUGGCAAGGAGCAGGAACAAGCUGCCAUUGCCGAAGUCGAUAUCAGGGCCCAGUGUCCCACUCCCGCCCGAGCAGGACACGCUGAUCAGCCCGAACUAUCAACUUGCGGUCCCAAAUAGGCAGCAACCUGGCCAGGCUAUGGAAGAAACAGAAGAAGAUGAAACAAUCGAUCCUAAUCCAUCUUGAGAGCCGGCGGCAGAUUUCGGUGCGUCUGGAGCAAUAGCACACUGCACGAAGGGUCUCAUUCCCCGUCUCCAAACAUCAUCCUCGGUGAUCGCGGUGCAAGAUAUUAGAAAUUCAAAGAAAUAAGAUAGCACAAUUCCAACCGGCUUUAGAGCCGUGGUUCUUAAAAUCGACAAGCUGUCGAUGCUGAAAAUCGACUAUAGUCAUUUGGCAUACCGUUGGGUUUGGAUUACAACUGUUUUAUUGAUCAUGGAAACGAUUUAUUUAUUACA
Messenger RNA from Punica granatum (pomegranate), 947 nucleotides. The record is from RefSeq and is a predicted model, not a curated record. Lineage: Eukaryota; Viridiplantae; Streptophyta; Magnoliopsida; Myrtales; Lythraceae.